AUGUGCAUCUUCUCCGCAGGCUCCAAACCCACAAGCACCACGGCCCCGGAGCAGCUGCCGCCGCUGCAGACGUCCACCACCAGCGACCUCAAGCUGCCCAAGAACAAGAGCACCAGCAACCUCCUGUCCCACAGCAGCCCCGCCAACUCGUCCCUCGCCGUGAACACCGUCCGCCCGCGCAUGUCGUUCGACGCAGGCACCUCGCGCGACUAUGACCGAUUGACGAGAUCGCCCAUCGUUCCUGAGCACGAGCAUGGCCUAGGAGCGUCGGGUCUUCGCCGCAUACGGCAGCAGCCGCUGCGUCCCAGCACCAGCGGAGCCACCUCGCGGUCUGCCUCGAUCAACCUGUCCCUGCCGCCCACGCGUCACCCCUCGGCCUCGCACGUACUACCUUCCGGGCCCGGCACACCCGCCCUCAACUUCAGCGAAGACCUCUCCCGAUUCCCCUCCGAGUCCCUCCACUCCUUCUCUUUCGCCCACCAGUCCGAGGAUUUCAUAUACAACCGCCAGAAUGUCUUGAAACGGUCCAUAGACUUUAUGCGGGACAAGCUGGGUUGGGCCGCCAUCAAUCCCGGCAUCGCCAGCGCUCAGGCCCGUCUGAGCGGCGACCAGGAGCUGCAGAGCAUGAUGGACCUGCUGGCGCGCGCCAAUCUGAUCGGUGAGGAGGCUCUGCAGGCCCAUGGCUUGGGGGGCAAGGGGCCCGUCACUGGCCCUGCGGAUCCGUCCGGCGAAAAUAUUUUCGACAAGAGCUUCGCGCCGCGCUCAGAAAGCCCGGAGCCCUUGGACGAGAACACGCCCCUAACAAGCCCGAGGAGCGCCUCUGCCUUUUCCCCGGCCCUCAAGCCCACCAUGGAGGAGGCCUUGGCACCCGAAAGCGAGUCGAGCGUGCUUUCGUCAUCUCAGACCUCCGGCUCGCCCGGUGCCUCUCCGCACAAGCAGCUGUCCCGCUUGGCGUUGAAAAGGACAUAUACGGAUACAGCACCACUUAAGAUUCAGAGCAGGUUGAACGACGCCCUGGCCCAACCCUACUUGGCCGCGGAGCCUACUACAUUUGCCGGGAUUCAGGCCUUCUCCCCGAAACAAUCGAUUCCGCAAACACCCUUACCCUCCGUGCCCGGAUCACACUCGAGCGCCAAUGCCCCGCAUGGACAUGGCAGCCGCUGGGCACCAGCAGCCCAAGCUAUUUUUACAACCGAAGCCCAGGCGCCAUGGACCAUCACCGCAGCAAACGACCUGGCUUGUCUUGUUUUUGGGGUGACGAGAUCGGAAGUGCGGAAGAUGGGCAUCUUGGAGGUCGUCCAGCAAGAACGAAGGCAGUGGUUGGAGAACAAGCUAAGGGACCCUGAAGCCGGCUCCAGGAAGGCGUUGGAAGUCCAAGCGGCCCAGAAGCCCGUUCCUACGAGCAACAACCUCAGUAUUGGCAACGGAAUCACGGCCAAGUUGCUGAGCAAGCCUUCAUCACGGGUAUCGCAAAAGAAGAGAGCGAAGACCGACGAUGGGAGUGGCUCGUCCUCUGCGCCGGGGAAAAACGUGAAGGGCGGCUUGAACCACCAGGGCAACAAGUCCAGAGGCGUACUACUAUGCGGCGAUGUCGUACCCAUCCAGAAACGAAACGGCGCAACGGGGGCCGCGAGCUUGUGGGUCAAGGAAAAGCGCGGCGGCCUCAUCUGGGUUCUUGAGGAGAUCGCGGAAGACGUGGUGUUUGUGACGGUCGACGAAAUAGGAUCUGUAAUCAAGGGACAGGGCGCGAUAGAAGCGAUCUGGGGGACCGAGCGGGUUCGGAGAGGUAUGGACCUUGCAAGGCUGAUUCCGGAGAUACCGCGCGUGCCCGGCACCAACACGGGCGCCCUCGACUUCGAUCAGAUUUCCGAGCUCAAGACAUUCACCGCCCGAACGCAGAACAGUAUCAAUAUCCCUAUCACCGUGUACCAGCUACCCGAGGAGUCGACAUUCCGCGUUUCGAGUUUCCCUCACAUCGCAGGCAUUCUAGUCUUGAAUGCCAGUACGCUUCAGGUCUCGAGCGCAAACACGGUCUUUUCCUCUUCGCUCUUCGGUCAGGCCAACCCGGAUGGCUUGCAUGUCACUGAAUUGCUCCCCAGCUUCGACAAGAUCCUCCACAUCAUGACCGACGAGGACGAGGUGAGCCUAGUCGACGGCAUCGUCAUCCCUGAGCACAGCUUCCGCCGAGCUCGUGCGCUGCUCGCGAUGAGGGAAGGUAGAGAGGAUGCAGCAGCAGUUUUCCUGAGGCCGAGCGGUCUCCCCGCGAAACACCGGGACGGCGCCGAGAUCAUGGUUGACGUGCAGAUGCGUGUGGUCAAAAGUGAUAAGUCGCCCAAAUUUUCCGACAGCGUCAUCGUCGAAAACGAGUCGGAAGAAGACCUCGAACAUCAUCCUGCUUCAGAAGUGGUUUAUGCUCUCUGGAUCACGUACUCUAGGCAGCUUCACGCAGUGAAUCACGGAGUCGGUCCUGUGACACCACUCAUGUCGCGGCCUGGAACACCACCUCACCAGCCUUCGCCGGGACAGUCGGUCAGCCAACUUCACCCGGAAGAGGCAGACGCAUCGACGCCGCGACGAGAAAGCCCCCCUGUGUCCUUGUUGUCGAGGCAGAUCAAAGAAGUGGAACCGCCAUCCACUCCCAAGCGAGAAUCAAACUCAAACCCAAAGAUCGUGCACCAGCCCGCAACACCCGGCACGCCCGCCAAGAAGAAGACCAUCGAUGACUUCGUCGUGCUCGAGGACAUGGGUCAAGGUGCAUAUGGUCAGGUGAAGCUGUGCCGGUACAAGAACGGGAGCAAAAAGAUGGUCAUCAAAUACGUCACCAAACGACGGAUUCUCGUCGAUACGUGGACCCGCGAUCGUCGCCUCGGCACCGUGCCGCUCGAGAUCCACGUUCUUGACUACAUCCGCCGCGACGGCUUCAAACACCCGAAUAUUGUAGAGAUGGCCGACUUCUUCGAAGACGACGUCAACUAUUACAUCGAAAUGGUGCCGCACGGGCUGCCCGGCAUGGACCUGUUCGAUUACAUCGAGCUGCGGGUCAACAUGGACGAGACUGAGUGCAGGAAGAUCUUCGUGCAGGUGGCAGAGGCGUUGCAUCACCUUCACACGAAGGCCAAGGUGGUGCAUCGGGACAUCAAGGAUGAAAACGUCAUCCUCGAUGGCGAAGGCAACAUCAAGCUCAUCGACUUCGGCUCUGCGGCGUACAUCAAAAACGGUCCUUUUGACGUUUUUGUGGGGACCAUCGAUUACGCAGCACCCGAAGUUCUGGCUGGCAAGUCGUACCGUGGCAAAGAACAGGAUGUUUGGGCAUUGGGCAUUCUGCUCUACACCAUCGUCUACAAGGAGAAUCCCUUCUACAGCAUCGACGAGAUCAUGGACCACGACCUGCGGGUGCCGUACAUCAUGAGCGAGGAGAGCAUCGACCUCAUCCGGCUCAUGCUCAACCGCGACGUCGAUCAGCGCAUCACGAUCGGCCAGGUGCUGGAGCAUCCGUGGUGCAAGAUGGAGGGACAGGGGACCGGUUGA
Diplodia corticola is the source of this 3528-nucleotide messenger RNA. RefSeq names its product serine threonine protein. Gene Ontology annotation, cellular component: cytoplasm; nucleus; cytosol. The transcript is spliced from 3 exons. The coding region runs from base 1 to 3528 and encodes 1175 amino acids. Lineage: Eukaryota; Fungi; Ascomycota; Dothideomycetes; Botryosphaeriales; Botryosphaeriaceae. Gene Ontology annotation, biological process: negative regulation of glycogen biosynthetic process; protein phosphorylation; intracellular signal transduction. The record is from RefSeq and is a predicted model, not a curated record. Gene Ontology annotation, molecular function: protein serine/threonine kinase activity; ATP binding.